Molecule: messenger RNA, 4090 nt
Organism: Rattus norvegicus (Norway rat)
Lineage: Eukaryota; Metazoa; Chordata; Mammalia; Rodentia; Muridae
Gene: Nploc4
Product: NPL4 homolog, ubiquitin recognition factor
Biological process (GO): negative regulation of type I interferon production; retrograde protein transport, ER to cytosol; ubiquitin-dependent protein catabolic process
Cellular component (GO): UFD1-NPL4 complex; nucleus; cytosol
Source: RefSeq, a predicted model, not a curated record
CUUCGCCUGGCGGAGUGCGUUGAGCGAAGCACCGGACGUCGGCGCUGGCGGAGCCGGGCGGCGAAGCUGGAGCGGCGGUGGCGGCGGCGGCGGGAGGCCGGGGCCGGGGCUGAGGCCGAGGCCGGGGCUGCGAGGCCCUUGGGGAGACAGGCGGCGGCAGCCCGGGGCCCGAGCCCGGAGGCAGGAGCGACCGCCAUGGCCGAGAGCAUCAUAAUCCGUGUCCAAUCCCCCGAUGGAGUGAAGAGGAUCACAGCAACAAAGAGAGAAACAGCCGCAACAUUUCUGAAAAAGGUUGCAAAGGAGUUUGGCUUCCAAAACAACGGCUUCUCGGUUUACAUCAAUAGAAACAAGACUGGAGAGAUAACAGCAUCGUCCAGCAAAUCCCUGCAUUUGCUAAAAAUCAAGCAUGGCGAUUUGUUGUUCCUGUUCCCCUCAAGCCUUGCUGGACCCUCAUCUGAAAUGGAAACAUCGACCUCAGUAGGGUUAAAGGCCUUUGGUGCUCCUCACGUGGUUGAAGAUGAGAUUGAUCAAUACCUCAGCAAGCAGGAUGGGAAGAUUUAUAGGAGCCGAGACCCACAGUUAUGCCGCCAUGGUCCCUUGGGCAAGUGUGUGCAUUGUGUCCCACUGGAGCCAUUUGAUGAAGACUAUCUGAACCACUUGGAGCCUCCUGUGAAGCACAUGUCCUUCCAUGCCUACAUCCGGAAGCUGACUGGAGGGGCUGACAAGGGGAAGUUCGUUGCCCUGGAGAACAUCAGCUGCAAGAUUAAGUCAGGAUGUGAGGGACACCUCCCUUGGCCAAAUGGUAUCUGUACCAAAUGCCAGCCUAGUGCCAUCACAUUGAACAGACAGAAAUAUAGACAUGUGGACAACAUUAUGUUUGAGAAUCACACUGUUGCUGACCGUUUCCUUGACUUCUGGAGAAAGACAGGAAACCAACAUUUCGGGUACUUAUAUGGACGGUACACAGAGCACAAAGACAUUCCCCUUGGCAUCAGGGCUGAAGUGGCUGCAAUUUAUGAGCCUCCUCAGAUUGGUACACAGAACAGCCUGGAGCUUCUGGAAGAUCCAAAAGCUGAGGUGGUUGACGAGAUUGCCUCCAAACUUGGCCUGAGGAAGGACACCUAUUUCCUGAGUUCAGAAGAAUGCAUCACUGCAGGAGACUUUCAAAACAAGCACCCCAACAUUUGCCGGCUCUCUCCGGAUGGUCAUUUUGGAUCCAAGUUUGUUACUGCAGUGGCCACAGGUGGUCCUGAUAACCAGGUUCACUUUGAAGGGUACCAGGUAUCCAAUCAGUGCAUGGCACUGGUCCGAGAUGAGUGUCUUCUACCUUGUAAGGAUGCCCCUGAGCUCGGCUAUGCCAAGGAGUCCAGCAGUGAACAAUAUGUUCCUGACGUGUUUUACAAGGACAUAGACAAGUUUGGCAAUGAGAUCACCCAGCUGGCCCGUCCCCUGCCUGUGGAGUAUCUCAUCAUAGAUAUCACAACCACCUUCCCCAAGGAUCCAGUUUACACUUUUUCUAUUUCUCAAAAUCCGUUUCCUAUUGAAAACCGGGAUGUGCUGGGUGAGACACAGGACUUCCAUAGUUUGGCCACCUACUUGUCCCAGAAUACCUCAUCUGUGUUCUUGGAUACCAUCUCCGACUUCCAUCUCCUGUUGUUUCUGGUCACCAAUGAAGUCAUGCCACUGCAGGACAGUAUCAGCCUGCUGCUAGAAGCCGUCAGGACCAGAAACGAGGAGCUAGCACAGACAUGGAAAAAGUCUGAACAGUGGGCCACCAUUGAGCAGCUGUGCAGCACUGUUGGUGUGCAGCUCCCAGGCCUCCAUGAGUUUGGUGCAGUCGGGGGCUCUGCACGCGCUGCUACCUCUGCCAUGUGGGCUUGUCAGCACUGCACCUUCAUGAACCAGCCUGGCACAGGCCACUGCGAGAUGUGCAGCCUUCCCCGGACCUAGGGCUCUGGACCUCUGCUGUGUAGGACUGGGCCUGUCCAGCCCUCUCUGAAGUCUGGAGUGCCAUAUGUUCCCUAUAAGGCCUGAAGCCCACAGCCCUGAAACAGUGGGGCCAGCUACCCUGGUAUUCCAGAUAUACUGAAGCGUCUCAGUGCAGAUCUUGAAGAGAAAGAACCCCAACUGCUGUGCUGGGGUUGAACACAACCUCCCAACUGGAAAGGCAGAGCAGACUUGCCCAAGAGCACCCCACUUGCCUCACUUAGUCAAUAACUCCCCACUGUGUUGGAGGACUGGACACCUCCGACCAACCACCUGAAAUCGGGGUGCACAGAGAGGGUGCUGCUGUCACCCAGCCAUCUUUCCUUCCUCUAUGAUUUUUGUUUUCUGCCUUCCCACCUUCUUCCCCAGUGUUUGGAUGGAUGCUCCUAGUUGUCUCUGUUCCCUUGUUGUGGGGCUGUGUCCCUCCUUUGGGAGCAUGUGUGGCUAGGGUGUGGUAGCCUUGGUCUGACAUGCAGUGUAGUACGUCCCUGCCCUUUACUUGUCUGAAAUCAGCAGUUAUCAGUAAUUCCCACCCAGGAAACUUUUAUUUAUUGUUUUUUUUUUGUUGUUGUUUGUUUUGUUUUGUUUUUUAAGAUAAAACUGCACAGAUGGAGUGAGAUAGAUUUAAUUCUACUCUCUUUCCUCCUUUAGUGCAGCCCCUCUUGGGUGGUUUAUUGGGCAGGAGGCCACCAUCUUUUCUCCUCUGAAGCAAACCUCAGUGCCUGAGACUUUCCUGCCUGCCACGCUGCAGACAGUAGAGAUUGGUAGCACAGGUGGUUCAUCAGAGCAGUAGUGGCUCUUGCCUCACAGACAGCCCCUUCAAGUCUAGGGCAGCCCUGGAGUUCUGGUCCCUAAUGUGUCCCUACAUUAUGGCCUUCUUGCACAGUGCUGUGGCAGUUGAGAAAGCCUAGAAAAGGUGCCCCUGUGACCACUGUGAGGCAUGUAGAAACAGUUUGAGGGUCCUGUGUGGCUGCGUUAUGACAGCCCUUACCCAGGUAAGAUAUGGAUAUCUUGAUGCCUCGUUGCCUUAAUGAGAGCUAAGUCAGCUGUCCUUCACCCUGGGAAAGGCCAUGCCAACUGUGGACUGCUGGGAGCCAUGCGUGUCACUUGAGUAGAGUGCACCCGUGCUUCCUUCCCCAUCUUUGGCCCUAUGGACAGAGCACUUGUUGCUAGGUUAUCGUGUGGCAGGGCUGGCCAGCACCGUCGGUCUCACCUGACAUGAGAUCUGAAGCUACAGCCCUGGAGCUGAGGAGCCACUGUGCUUGGUUUGGUAUUGACAGGGUCAUCUUGGAGGGUUGGGAGUGGUGGAGAGCAGGGCAAGCAAUCUCUCCAGCUACCUGCCAACAGUAUAGAGAUAAAGUGCUGAGGGCUGUCUAACCUCCCUCCUGGUAGUGUCCCGGCUAGGGCUUCACCUUUCUGUUUUUUUCUGGUCCCUAAGUCUGGUAGACUGGAUGUCCUUGUAUUUCUGUGUCUGCAACUAAGCUAUGUUUCUGAUGCCAAUCAUUCUAGCACUAUUACUCACGUUGGGCAGGUGCUGGGCAGCACAGACUCUGGAGACCUGUUUGCUACUGCUUAUUCCCCCAUUCAUCUUUGUCUACAAAGUUAAUUACGUUCUCGAGUUCUGGCAUCCACAUAAUUCUUGUUUUUCUCUGACUUUUAGCUAAAGAAAUUUUUUGUGAUUUCUCUGCUUAUGGUUUUGAGUUACUCUUUGUUCAGUAAUGCACUUUAUUUUAUUGUCCAAAGAGAGUCAAGCUAAAGCUACUGGCUUGGGAGUGAGCCCUACACUAGGUUCAGACCUGGGCAGCUCAGCUACCUCCUCCUACAUGGAGGUGGCCCUGGUCCCACCUCUAAUCCCUCCUGCCAUCAGGCCCUACAGCGCAAAAAGAGGCGCCUGUGUGCAUACACCCACACGAACCCAGUGGCUGUUAUGGUCCUCAUCAGGCUCAGAGAUGGGGUCUAGCCCUGGCCUUGCUCUGACUAGCCGCAGCCGGCUCCUGGGACAUGGGUGCUCCCGCUUCGGCUCUGCUUUGGGCUCACAAGUGUGUGUUGGCUGGGUGUGGACCCCAGCCCUGCAGUGGAACCUAAUAAAAGCGCCUGAAGCGAU